Ramularia collo-cygni is the source of this 1512-nucleotide messenger RNA. RefSeq names its product related to SQT1 Suppresses dominant-negative mutants of the ribosomal protein QSR1. The record is from RefSeq and is a predicted model, not a curated record. The transcript has a single exon. Bases 1 to 1512 code for a protein of 503 amino acids. Lineage: Eukaryota; Fungi; Ascomycota; Dothideomycetes; Mycosphaerellales; Mycosphaerellaceae. Gene Ontology annotation, molecular function: protein binding.
AUGGCCGACCAAGAGAUGCACAACACCCACCCAGAAGAAGAGGAGGAUGAUGCCAUGCUCGGCCCCGAUGAAGCAGAAGAAAUCGUCGAGCAGGGCGACGACAUAGCAAUGGACUCGGGAGAUGAGGAUGAAGACGGCGACAACAACAUGGUCGAAGAGAUCCAACUACAGAAUGACAGCAGCGCACACUUUGAUCACCACAAGGACAGCAUUUUCUGCAUUGCUCAGCACCCCACUAACCCCGCCAUGGUAGCCACGGGAGCUGGCGACGACUGCGCAUAUAUUUGGGAUUYCACACCACCAGAAGGGCCAUUGCUUCCAGCGAGCUACGAGACGGAUCCUCAGCCAAGAGAACGUGAAGGACAGAAGAUAGUUGCGGAAUUGGGAGGGCAAGAUGAGAGUGUGAAUGCCAUCUGCUUCACAUUGCCCAAGGGCGAUUUUGUGGUGACAGCGACUUUGGCUGGGAAACUGAGCGUCUAUACUACACCCACAUCCACCACGCCAUCCAAAGUGGUAGGGACAAGUAAGGAAGUUGAAGRGAUCAAUUGGCUUCUUCCCUGUCCUUCAGCCGCAUACCCCAAUACCGUUGCAUUUGGCGCCAAUGAUGGUAGUGUCUGGGUCUAUACCAUCGAGUCAGACUCCAGCUUGAACAUUGUCCAGACUUUCUUCCUUCAUCAAUCCCCUUGCACGGCGGGAGCCUGGUCACCCGAUGGUAAACUCCUCGCGACAGUGGAUGAGGACUCGAGUCUUUACGUUUGGGACGUGUUUGGUGAGGCAGCGGCAGCGGGUAUCACCGAUCCUCAAGGCGGUCAGGCGGUUGUUUCUCUCACCGCAGCGGACGAGCGUUUCAAGGUCGAAGGUGGUCUCUACAGCGCUACCAUCUCACCUGGAGGGGGACUGGUAGCGGUGGGAGGAGCGGGCGGCAACGUGCGAAUCGUAGGUCUUCCGCGGCUUGCAAGUAACGCAGCAGCGAGCUCUACAGCAGGUGCAAAGGGUGCAGGAGCUAGAGGCAAGGUUGGCGGRGCGAAACAAGCCGGUGGACCUGGUGGAGCGACAUCCGCAGGUCAAGCUGGGCAAAUUCUGGCUGCAAUCCAAGCACAGACAGACAGUGUAGAGACGCUGGAUUUCAGUCAGCCGCCUUUGACACUCCUCGCGGCAGGAUCAGUGGAUGGUAGCAUCGUUCUAUUCGAUGCAGCACACAACUUUGCCGUGAGGAGGCAUAUUCGAGAUGCGCAUGAGGAGGAAGCUGUCAUAAAAGUCGAGUUUGUGAAAACUCCGCUUGGGACAGCAAACGAGCGGAAUCACAUGCUAACAAGUUGUGGCAACGACGGCGUGGUGAGGAGAUGGGAUGUUCGAGGUGGUACAGCAGCUGCACAGCAAGGGUUCUUGGGUGAGUGGAAGGGACACCGAGGAGGUGGUGAGGGUGGCGGUGUGCUGGGCUUUGUGCAGGGUGGAGGGAAGAGGGUCAUCACUGCUGGUGAUGACGGUGUCUCGUUGGUGUUUGAUGUCUAG